Molecule: messenger RNA, 2865 nt
Organism: Neltuma alba
Lineage: Eukaryota; Viridiplantae; Streptophyta; Magnoliopsida; Fabales; Fabaceae
Exons: 4
Coding region: 159-2687 (842 amino acids)
Source: RefSeq, a predicted model, not a curated record
AUGCGGACGCCAUUUGAACGUUCUCACAACUAUAGCUCAAUGUGAAAGUGCAUAAAAUUAAAACCAAAAGCCAAAACCCCCAGUGGCCGAAAGGAACAUUUCCUUGAUAUUGCAAAAUAAAUUCAUCUUUUCCGGUGAUUUUGUUCCUCCUCUCGCAGAUGGUAAGGGGGGGAAAGGUUGGGGGCAAACGCAAUUUCAGAAAAAGGGUUCGGUCAAAGGAAGGGGGUUCUGAUGAUUCGGAUGAGGACUAUGUGGUUCCAGAUGAAGAUAGGGAUUUAUCUGAUUGUUCGGAGGAUUCAGUAUCUUCUUUAGAUGGAUGUGAAUCAGAGGAGAAUUUUGAUAACUUUGUAGAGGACGAGGAGGAGGAGGAAAUUGGAAUAAGGAGGAAAUUCAAUAGAUCCAAGACAAAAAAUGGCAUUUGUGGUCGGCAGAAAAUUGGCAGGAAACCCUCACAACAGAGAGGAAGGAUAACUUGCUCACAUAACCUAGAAGAAGAAGAAGAAGAAGAAGAAGAAGAAGAACAAGAACAAGAACAAGAACAAGAACAAGAACAAGAAGAGGAGGAUGAUGAAGAGACAGAUGAAUAUGAGGAAGAUGAUGGCGAUGAAGAUUUUGAUUGUGAUGAGGAUGAGGAAUUUACACCUGAGGAAGAAGAUUACUCAGACGAAGAAGAAAUAAAGGGGAGAAAGAAGAAAAGUAAUGGCAUUAAAAUGGACAAGAAGGUGGGGCAGAAGCGGGCCUCUGUAACUUAUACCAGAGGUCGUAAAAGAAGAAGAAAUUCUAGGGCGGCAAGGAAGCCCUUGAGAAAGAAGAGAAGAAAGAAUGGAGGGUUGAGGAGGAAAGCAAAGUAUGAUGAUGAGGGUGACUUCAUAGAUAAUGGUCGUACCAUCAGAACCAAGAGUAAGAAAAAACCAGGACGAAAAAGGAGAAGACUAAUUGUUGACUCAGAUUCGUACUCAGAUUGUGUGUCAUCUAGAUCAUCUGAUUAUGAUUAUACCAUCUCUGAAGAAGAGAGAGAACAGGUGAGAGAAGCUGAGGAAUUGUAUGGAAGUUUGAGAACUAAUUUGAGGAGUUCAUCCCUUCUGACAAAAAAUGAAGAGGAUGGAGUCCAUGAAGAUCUACAUCAGCAAAGAAAGCCUCCGGCCCGGAAAGGUAAGGAAAAGAUAGAGGAACCUCAGGGAAGAAAGGGCAAGGACAAGGUAGAGGAUUUGAAAAGUGAGCCAGGAAAGCAGGUUUGUGGAAUUUGUCUCUCUGAAGAAGAUAAAAGAAGAGUAAGAGGAGUACUAGAUUGCUGCACACACUUUUUUUGUUUUGCUUGCAUUAUGGAGUGGGCAAAAGUGGAAUCUCGCUGCCCUUUGUGCAAGCAGAGAUUUAAAACAAUCAGUAAGCCUGCACGAUCAACAACAGCGGGGGUAGAUUUGAGAGGAUCAGUUAUCCAAGUCCCUGAACGUGAUCAGGUUUAUCAGCCCUCUGAAGAAGAACUCAGGAGCUAUAUUGAUCCGUAUGAAUAUGUAAUUUGUUCAGAGUGCCAUCAAGGUGGAGACGAUGGCCUCAUGUUACUGUGUGAUCUUUGUGACUCUCCUGCGCACACAUAUUGUGUUGGUCUGGGUCGGGAAGUACCUGAAGGCAAUUGGUAUUGUGAUGGUUGUAGGCCAGUUGCUUUGGGAUCUUCAAGCUCUCAAGUUCAGGAAGGUGUGGCUGAUUCAAGGGCAACAAUAGGUCAGAGCCUACCUGGUAGACCAUCGCCUGCUGGACAUGCUAGAGAUAUUAUUGACCUCAACUUGAUGUCUUCACCACGUGCAGCUUUUAGUCAAGGAUUUGGAAAUUUUUCUUCUAGAUUUUCUGGUAGAAGUGUUGAAGGAGCUUCUCCAGUGUCUGGAGGAGGGGCACCAACUUUAUCCGAGAGACGUUGGAUACACCGUCAAAUUCAACAAUUACUUUCAAUGGAUAGAAUGACUUCUGCUCCUGGUCGAUCUAAUGGCGUUUCAACUACCAAUUCAACUAGUAACCUAUAUGGCUCUCAAAAUGAUCAAAGUAGGGUAACAACCACUCAAGACACAAGGACACACAACGUGGGAACAUCAUCAUAUCACUCAUUUUUGGAGGAAAGAUUAUGCAACAAUACCUCUCCACUAAUGCAGAAUGGGGAUCAUUUCUCUAUGAGAAUAAGCAAUUCAAGAAGGCCAGUGGUUCAAGAUUCAACUCCAUUUACCAACAGGUCUUUGAAUGGGGCAUUUUGGCCUGGUCUUGUGGGAACACCUCCUGUAUCAGAUUAUGAACAAGUCCAUCAGCUUAGCAGCAGUUCACACAUUGUUGCUGAUGGUAGCAUGUCCCCUGCUAUUAGAGAAGAGAGUAAUUUUCACAUAGUAAAGGAACAAUUGUCAUCACUGGUUAAACGCCACCUUAUGAGCUUGUCACAAAAUAUUGAUUUAGGCAACAGUACCAUCAAGGACAUUGCAAGGAUUUCUCUGAACACCAUACUAGCAGCUUGUGGUCUUGAGCACAAGAAGGGCGAGGUUUGCGCUGUGCCCCCUCCUUCAGCCUGUCCCCACAUUGAACUAAUGGCUGGUGGGCAAACGAGUCUGAUUAAAGGUUGCUGCUCAUCUUGCUUUGAUUCCUUUGUAGGCGACGUGGUUAAGAGGAUCAUGGACACAAGAAUGUCGCAGUGGUUGCGACUAGGCCUUUAGGCAUUAUUGCAUUGAGUCCAGAGGCACACCUUUUUUGUCAGUAGUUAAGGAAGACAAGAAUGUGUCAUUCACUUGUUUAUAUGAAUAUCAUUCACUAACUUAAUUUGUUGGGGACACAUACCUGUAUUGGGUGCUCAUUCAGAAAUCAAUCGAAAAUAAGCCUUAAAUUUUCAUCCUU